Messenger RNA from Linum tenue, 2398 nucleotides. The record is from the annotation of a GenBank genome assembly. Lineage: Eukaryota; Viridiplantae; Streptophyta; Magnoliopsida; Malpighiales; Linaceae.
AAUAUUUUGUGAGGGGCAGAGAGAGAAGGCCGGUUGGGGUUGGAUCCAAAAAAGCUAGUUUUCUUUUCAACUUUCUUGCUUGCCAAACAACGUUGGCGACCUCUCUGUUCUCUGUCUCCUCCUCCCUCCUUUUCCCCCGAGAAAACGAUAGAAAGUGAAGCAACCCAAAAUAAAAAUAAGAAACAGCUAGCAGUUUGUGUGAGUGUGGUUGCAGUCUGUCUGAGCUUCAGAGCUUACACACAUUUCCUAUUGCAAUUGCAAGGACAAUGGGUUGUCGUUGCUCCAAGUUUUCGCUCUGCUGGUGGCCUUCUUCCUCCCGUCUCAAACCCAACCACCACGCCUUAUCCGAUCUCGAGAAUGGGGAGGCGGUGCCGGGUUUUAAAGAGUACAGCCUGGAGCAGCUGCGAGCGGCCACGUCCGGGUUCAGUCCGGACAACAUAGUGUCGGAGCACGGCGAGAAAGCUCCCAAUGUGGUUUACAAGGGGAAGCUCAGGGGAGAAGACCGAUGGAUCGCGGUCAAACGCUUCAACAAGUCCGCUUGGCCUGAUUCUCGCCAAUUCCUCGAAGAGGCCAAGGCCGUGGGGCAGUUGAGGAGCGAGAGACUGGCCAACUUGUUGGGUUGUUGCUGUGCCGGGGAUGAUAGGUUGCUGGUCGCCGAGUUCAUGCCUCAUGAGACCCUCUCCAAGCAUCUUUUCCACUGGGAGAACCAGCAUAUGAAAUGGCCAAUGAGGCUGAGAGUGGCCCUCUAUCUAGCUCAGGCUCUAGAAUACUGCAGUGCCAAGGGGCGAGCUCUGUAUCACGACCUCAAUGCUUACAGAGUUUUGUUUGACCAGGAUGGUAAUCCAAGGCUUUCCUGCUUUGGUCUAAUGAAGAACAGCAGGGAUGGCAAGAGUUACAGUACAAACUUGGCCUUCACUCCUCCCGAGUAUUUGAGGACUGGAAGAGUAACACCAGAGAGUGUAGUUUACAGCUUCGGAACCCUGUUACUUGAUCUUCUUAGUGGGAAGCAUAUACCGCCAAGCCAUGCACUUGAUCUUAUACGAGGGAAGAAUCAUAUGAUGCUGAUGGACUCUUGCUUGGAAGGUGAUUUUUCUAACGAUGAUGGUACCGAAUUAGUGCGAUUAGCCACACGUUGCUUACAGUUUGAAGCUCGUGAGAGACCGACUGCAAAGUCCCUUGUGGCUGCACUGGCCCCUCUUCAGAAGCAAACAGAGGUUCCGUCCUAUACUCUAAUGGGCAUUCCACAUGGAACUGAAGCCGCCCAGGAAGCGAUAUCAUUGUCGCCUUUAGGUGAAGCUUGCUCAAGGCUGGAUCUUACUGCAAUACACGAGAUACUUGAAAAGGUUGGAUACAAAGAUGAUGAGGGCAUUGCAAAUGAGGUUGGUAAACAGUAUUGGAUGCUGACUUUCUCAGUUGAUUCAGAUCUGUGUGACAAAAAAUUAGUCUUUCUGUGGCUUAUGUCCAAUCUUUUAAUUUCUUUCCAAGGCUGUGAGGUAGACAAUGACAAUAACUGACUUCACUUAGAAUCUGUAGCCCAACAGUAUCAGCAAGGACAAUAUUGCCCCAUGUUAACAGAUACUUUUCUACACUUCUUAUACUAUCACCAAACUGGUGUUGUUCACACUGUUGAACUGAUGAUCCAUAUAGAGUUGGAUGCAGCGCUCUGCCUUUUCCCUCGACCGAGUAAUAAUGUGAUAAACCCUAUACCUUUGUGAACUUGCAGCUUUCCUUCCAGAUGUGGACAGAUCAGAUACAGGAGACACUGAACUGUAAGAAGCGUGGGGAUGCUGCAUUCCGAGCCAAGGACUUCUCAACAGCUAUGGACUGUUAUACACAAUUCAUUGAUGGCGGGACGAUGGUGUCCCCUACGGUAUACGCGAGGAGGUGCCUGUGCUAUUUGGUGGGGGAGAUGCAGCAAGAGGCACUUGGAGACGCAAUGCAAGCUCAGUCUGUAUCUCCAGAGUGGUCCACUGCUUUCUAUCUCCAAGCUGCUGCUCUCUUCAGCCUUGGAAUGGACAGCGAUGCACAAGAGACUUUGAAAGAUGGCGCAUCUUUGGAAGCUAAAACGCAUAGUAGGAAAUGAAAAAGAAACCAAGGGCAGAAAACAUUAGGAAGAGGAUAAAGAAAGAAAAGUGUACAGCCUUUUUGCUUUUUGCUCUGUUUCGUUUCAGAUGCUGGCCUUUUGAUGUCAAAAGGUUUCUUUCUUUGGCAUUGAAGAAUUUGAGGCACCACAGUUGAACAUCUUUUUAUUUAUUAAUGGCUCAAGUUGCAAUCUGGUGGAUUAGAUGUGUUGUCGUUCAAAAGGCGACCAAUGACGGUGAUUCUUCUCCUUUCAAUGUGCUGGCUGUGUCAUUAAAUACUAAUGGUGUACGGCUUUGCUUGAUAUGGAAGUUAGGGC